CUUUCUGUUUAGAUUUCAAAAUAUUUUUGCCAUUAGAGGCCAUCUCAAAAGAAAUUAUAAGUAUCAAAGAGCUCUACCUGUCUAAAUCUGAACAUGCUAAAAACUUUGGGAUGUGAGUGUGCAGUAUAAAUGCACAUUGACAGUUUAUCUGGUCAGUACAAAGACUAAAAAAAUUUAAAAAACCAAAAAAGGCUCAGAGUUAAAACCUAGUACAAGUUCUACAAUUUUGCUAGCUUAAUUUAAAAAAGCAAAACAAACAAACAAAAAGAGCAGAACACCCCAACACCACAAUGACUGCAUUCUGUGCCAAGCUAACCACCAGACAUGGAGGUCUCUGCUUCAAACAUAACAUAUAUUCACCUAUCAGCACUGGUCAAAACCAAGCCAAAUUGUUUUCUUGAGCCUGAAAUUCUUAGAACAGUAUUUCAGUGGUAUUUCAGCAGAAAUCUAUAUAAUAAACCAUUGCUGGAACAGGCUACACUGCUUCUUUACUUUCAAUAAAUAGUACUUGAAGUAAAACUAUACAGCUACAAAAUUUACCUACAACCAACUGAAAAGAAAAAUUUUUGUCAAGAAAUAGACCAAAAUCCUGUGUUCACUUCUCUUGGAAGCUCUGAUAAUAAAUACUUAGCUUUCACAUUGACACUGCCUUGUUUUUCAAAACAGAAUUGUUUCUAGGAACACAAUGAACUUGCACAGCGUCUGAAGCAGGGCAGGGCAAGGCACUAAUCCUAUUUUUGUCACCAUCAUGUCACAUGGCCUGGGAUAAAUCACAAUUCUUCUGUCCCUCAGUCUCUUCAUACGUAUAGAGAGACCAUUGGGGAGCAAGGCCUUAAUUAGCAGCAUUCAUUGUAGUUUUUGCUUGUAAGCCUUCAAAGCAUUCAUUCACUCUUACCCCCGUUGCAUUUUGAGACAGCUAAUGAGCCUGCAGCAGCCUGUCAGACAUCCUGUAUUUACGGAACGUGCUGCUCCACGCGGGAAUGCCGGCGAGCCGAGGUCAGGGAGCACGGCAUUCCUGCACAACGUUAUUCCGUGUUCAGUCAUUCAGCAAAGACUGAACUUACAGCAAGGUAUGCUAUUUAUGCAAAUUAAAGCUUGCAGGGCAAAAGGGCCAAUAGCCCUGUUCACACAGAAAAGACAGAAUCUUUCAUGACCAUGCACAUGCAGUACUUCUAUUUAAAAUAUUGCACUUAGUGACAGUAAAGCCCAAUGCUUUAGGAGCAUCAAUCAAAAAGGGCUGCAAGAUAAGAGUACUGCAAUUUACAGAGCAUUUUAUAGAGAACAGUGCUGCUUUCUGAAUGACUCUAUAAAAAGAAAGCUGGACAUACAGUAUAGUUAAAAGUUCCUGGGCUACAUUCAUACCACAUCUCCUUAAGCUGUACUGUUCUCAUUACAAAUUAUAAUUUGAGAACUAACAACACAAGUGAUUCAAUAUCAGAUGCAUUUGCAAAUUAUCCUUUGGAUAUUUUAACCUCGUUAUUAAAACCAUCAUGCCUUCUUUCCCUGCGUUUACUCCACUAGACAGAUUACAGACCCUUUGCACUGGUGGAGGGUGCAAAAGGAAGUCAGCAUUUAAAGUGCUUGAAGCAGUACUCAAAUUUAAAAAAACCCAACUCUUUAGUACAGACAUGUACCACUACAAAAAGAAACCACAAAUCCCCCAAACAAACAAAGAAACAAAACCCUUGGCAAGAACAACCUGUUAUUAUUAUUUUGACUUAAUUAAGUACAGCACUGUAAGGGCUGAGGAGAUCUGAAAUCUUUGACAAACCUGGCUGAUAUAGGCAAUAAAAUAUUGCAUUAAAAAUAUGGUUUUUUUCAGUGAAGAGAAUGCUGACAUUUAAAUACUAAAAAAAACCCCAAAACAGGUCAUACUGGCUUUUAAUGUGAAAACUUGUAUGUGACCCUGCAGAAAGAUGCAAGGAAGUAUAUAUCCUGAUAUUGUGGGAGAGCUGUCAAAUAAAGCACCCACAUUUGCCUUUUGAGGCUGCAAAAAACUUCUGAUAUCAACUAUUUCAAGAUACUUGGGGACUAAUGGAAGGUGUUAGGCUCACUGGUCUGUUAGGAAAGGGAACAAAGAUGAUCAUCAGCAUGGCUGCAUGUGCAGUACAGGAAUUCGUUCUAAUGACCCAAAUAUUUCCAGAGGGUUUAACCACCAGAGGGUUCAAAAAAUGAAAGCCUCAUGGUUCUGUCCUGCUGCAGCAGAACUGGGAUUCUUCCUGGAAGAUCUGAAACUACCUGUAACAUUCAUCAACCAUUUGGAGAUUCAUACUGUUACCUCUCAAGCUCCAAAUGCCAGCAACAGUUAACCCACCAGAGUCCAAAGCAGAGCAGAAAGUAUCAGGCAAGGUUUCCUGGAAAGGAAUAAAUAAUUUCAUGGGAAAACUGGGACUUUGGAACUCAGCUCCUGAAAUGUCUAAGGACUCUCAUCUCCUAACUUUUGUAGGAGGGCCUCUGGUGAUUGACUGAGACCUUCUAAGGCUUACAACAGUAUUCACCUUUAGAAUCAGUCUUGGGAAGAGUUAAGAUGGAGCUGGAAUUACAGCAAACUUUUUUUUAAUAAAAAUACUUUGGUACUCUCAGGUUAGCUGACCUGAACAGGAAGGAAAUUCUUUAAACUUAGUUCCACCAAACUCAAUCAACUUAUCUUGUCCAGUAGGUUGCAAUGCCAGCACAGCUCCUUGUUAUGUGCUACUGCACAGGCCUAUGCUUAACUCAAGGAUAACACUGGCUCAUUUCACACUGAAUAACAACUAGAAGGAAAUAACCUUUGGUCUACGUUAGAAAAAUACAGAUGACUGAUUUCCCCUCAAUCAGGUAAUCCCUUAAGUAAACUGAUAUAUUCGCCAGCACAUGAUGCCACAAGCAUCUUGUCCAUAUGGCUUUUUGCUUUGUCUCCUGCUUCCUGCAACAAUAAUUUUUAUACUAUUGCUUUUAUUUAUAUGCCUUUGUCAUCACUUCACUGUGAACAGAAACAUCAGAAGCAGCAAAGGAGAACUGCCACAUGUGGCUCUUUUGACUAAAUCCUUAUUCCUUCUCCCAAGGCUGAGACAGAUUUUAUCCCACAGUUUAACAUCUAAGCGUUGUGCCUUACAUGCUCUACUGCUAUUACACCCUCCUUCUCUGAGGAGAAGGACCCAUCAGCCUAAGGUGAUGGCGCUGUUCCCCUGAUGCAAGGAACUGCAAGAGCCCUCCCCUUACUGCCUCGGCAGAGGCGAGAGGAACUGCAGCGACAGGCACCGUGCUCCCAGCCGUGCUCCCAGCCGACACCUGUACCCGGCACACAGCAGGCGCUGGAACACCGGGGAUCACCGGCAUCACACUGCGUGUUCCACACAUGGGAACUGAGCAGUACAUCCCUCUGACACCUACAGAGACAGGAAAGGAGCAGAAGCAUCUGACCCACACCGGGCAUUUUUAUUGCUGCUGGGGAAAGCAUAUAGAGGCUGCUUCCAUCAUCUCCUACAUUUUUCUCUGAGCCAUGGCUGCUAAGCUUAGAGUUAUCUUGCUUUCUUUUCAACCAGACAUUCAUCAAUGCAAAAGAACUACUCAUGGUUCUUAUGCCAGAGUGAAAGUGAAAAGACAAGUGGGAAGAAACCAGAGUGGGUGUAGCUGGAAGGAGAGGGCUGUGGACGGCUCUCAUCCCAGAUGUUUGUUGCCAGUUACCGGCCUGUGCGCCCCAGACCGCACUCCUUGCCUGUACCACUCUUCCAGAACUUCUUUUUUAAUACAGGACCAAAUCCAAUCUCUGAAAAUGUCCUAUGAGAAGUUCAGAAAAGCCUUGUUGAAUCAUGCAGUAAACAUGAAGCACAGGGAAGUUUUUGAACUUUUACGAGUGGCUAGAACACAUCCUCCCUUCAAUGAACAAGAAGCUUCACUGCAAGCAGGUGUUUUGAGCACACUAAUAAGCAACUGUAAAAAGAUCUUCAUAAACACACUGCUCUGUUUCAAAACUGGGCCUACAAGUCAAACUCCAGUAUCCUACAAUUACUUAAAAUUAAUCUCCAUUUUGCCUUCUUAGUAGAUUAGUCAGAAACCUAGGGAGAAGUAGCAAACAGUUCUAAGUUUUAGAGUGUGAUACUCUCAUUCUUUAAAGUUUAUGGAUUUUUUUAAGAGAAAAUUCUAGCAGAAAAUUUGUUUCAUGUAAUAUAAACAUUCUGAUGUAAUCAAAGGGUCUGUAGUUCACUAUAUGCUCAGGUUUUGGCUGAUAAAGAGGUAAUUUUUCCUCCUGAUUAGGAAACAGAUUCACUUUAUAACCAAUAAACGACUCUGCAGCUUAGGAAGUACCUUAUUAAAGCCAGCACUGCCAGCUCCACUGACUUAGAAACAAAAUUAAGUAAUUCCUGUUGACCAGCAGUUACAUUCUGUACUUCCCUAAGGUCUAAAAAUGGUAUCAGUCCAAAGGUCCAUCCUCUCAGCUUGUUUGUCAAGCCGCCAAAGUAUACAGACUAAACCAGAAUCUGCUUCUACAAACACUGCACUAUAAUCACCAACACAAUCACCACCUCUCAACUACGGUAUGAACACAUGUUCAGAAACGUUAAGAUUAUACAAUACCAUUAAAGCAAAAUAAAGUGAUCCUGUACAAUCCUUCUGGACAUCUACAGACAGCCUGGCUCAUCUGAAAGACUUAUUUCGUGCCCAAGAAGGAAGGGUCCUCCACUCCUGCAACAAUUUGGAGAUGCUCUAAACUUUAUUUGGACAGCCAACUAAUUUUCAGCUAAGGCAGUAAUCUGCCGUGUUUUUCUCCCUUGGCAUGUGCCCAGUCACAUCGUUUUUGGGAUUUCUAAGUAGGCAGCUUGUAGGCUGAGUCCAAAGAGUCCCUUUUCUACCUGUUCAUUGACAUGGAAGGCGUCUCUGCUCCCAGCGAAUCCACGGGAACGAAUCUGACUGGGCCCUAACAGCCACACCUCCCACAAGAAAGAAAGAUACGACCACCUGUAAACCUUUGCUCUUUCCCAGCAUACCACAAACUCGCAUCUCACAGGAAGACUAUACAAGACUAUGUAAUGGAGCGUGGGGUCUCAGAUUCUACUAUUUCCAACAGGCUGCGAAGCAUUUUGAUUUUAAAUGACCACCUGCUGAGAUUACAGCGGGCCACCUCUUUCCCAGGCUCCCCUGACAGCCACCAGUCGUUAGGAAAACGAAUCGCAGCCGACACGCGGCUGUCGGGAACCGACCCCCGCGAGCAGCGAAGCAAAGUAAAACGGAGACGCGAAGCCGCAGCCAAAGGUGAAGCCUCUGGGAAAGCCCUGUCAGAGAGGAGCCCCAGGCCGUCAGCCAUGGCCGUACCUAUCGCGGUUCUGGACUGCGACCUCUUGCUCUAUGGCCGCGGACACAGGACUUUGGAUCGCUUCAAGCUGGAGGAUGUCACGGAUGAGUAUCUAGUGUCCACGUACGGCUUUCCCCGACAGUUCAUUUGCUACCUGGUGGAUCUCCUGGGAGCCACUCUCUCACGCCCUACACAGCGGUCCAGGGCCAUCAGUCCAGAGACGCAAAUCCUUGCUGCGCUGGGUUUCUAUACCUCUGGCUCCUUCCAGACUCGCAUGGGGGAUGCUAUUGGCAUUAGCCAAGCCUCGAUGAGCCGCUGUGUUGCCAAUGUAACCGAGGCACUGGUGGAAAGAGCCUCACAGUUCAUUCACUUUCCUAAAGAUGAAGCUACUGUACAGACCCUGAAGGAUGACUUUUAUGGGCUGGCAGGAAUGCCGGGAGUGCUGGGGGUGGUUGACUGCACCCACGUGGCAAUCAAAGCGCCAAAUGCUGAGGACCUGUCCUAUGUGAACCGAAAGGGUUUGCAUUCCCUGAACUGCCUCAUGGUGUGUGAUUCCAGAGGAGUCCUCCUUAGUGCUGAAACGCACUGGCCAGGCAGCCUGUCUGACUGCGCGGUGUUAGAGCAGGCAGCCCUCACAAGCCAGUUUGAAACCGAGCUACAUAAAGAUGGCUGGCUACUUGGUGACAGCUCCUUCUUGCUCCGGACGUGGUUGAUGACCCCUCUGCACAUUCCCGAGACGCCUGCGGAGUACCGCUACAACAUGGCCCAUUCUGCCACCCACAACGUCAUCGAGCGCACCUUCAGAACCAUUCGCUCGCGGUUCCGCUGCCUCGACGGCUCCAAAGGCACCCUGCAGUAUUCUCCAGAGAAGUCCAGCCACAUCAUUCUGGCCUGCUGCGUGCUUCACAACAUCUCCCUGCAACAUGGGCUGGACGUGUGGUCUGCACCAGCCACAGCACACAUGGAACAAUCGGAAGAAGAAUACGAGCAAAUGGAAUCAGUGGACUCGGAAGCCUGUCGUGUUCGUCAGGAACUUUUAAUUACUCAUUUUAGCUAAUGUUGUCACACAGAAAAGGCUUUUAACAGUUCAUCUGGGAAGUUAUCUGGAGCAAACAUGCCCCUUCCUGUUCUUUAAUCCUGUAAAGAUUUAAGCAGACGUGAGAUGAGAAGAAAUAUACUCUCUUCAUUUUGGGCAAAUUUCUGAACUUCUCUCAGUCUUGCUAGAGAUUCAGGUUUAAUUGGUACAUUUUUGCUGUCGUGAUGCUUAGAGGCGCCCCAUUCACUUGACUUGGAACAACAACUAAUGUGACAACCGUGGGAAAAUUAGGGAAUUGUCUUUUAUAGUGAGGGAAAAUCUGUAAACCUUGCACUGUUUUACAAAGCAACAAUUCUAUUCCACUGUGUAACUCAAAACACUUAUGAUUGAUUUUUUUAACAGUAUUUUGCACAAAUUAAAUUUCCACAUGAA
Messenger RNA from Passer domesticus (house sparrow), 6740 nucleotides. It is a transcript of the gene HARBI1, whose product is annotated as harbinger transposase derived 1. The transcript is spliced from 3 exons. NCBI's taxonomy places the organism in Eukaryota, Metazoa, Chordata, Aves, Passeriformes, Passeridae. Bases 5010 to 6329 code for a protein of 439 amino acids. The record is from RefSeq and is a predicted model, not a curated record.